UUGGUUCCUCUCUGCUCAUUGCUCAUUGUUGUGAUUUUCUUCCUGGAGAGGGAAUUUCUUGAACUUUUUUUCCUGCUCACCAGCACGGGUGAGGAUGGAUGCUGGAUUGGCUGGGGUACUCAUUACCCUCCUCCUCUCCAUCCUGUGGUUCCUGGUCUCAAGAAGCAAUAAGAAGAGAAGCCGACUGCCUCCUGGACCGGCCCCAUGGCCCAUUCUGGGCAACCUAUGGCAAAAGGAUGUCCUGCCCCUCUACAGGGCCUAUGAGAAGCUCAGCAGCACGUAUGGCCCCAUUUUCACCAUCUGGCUGGGGCUGAAGCCAGUGGUGGUGCUCUGUGGGUACGAGGUGGUGAAGGAUGCUCUGCUGGGCCACCCCGAGGAGUUUGGAGGGAGACGUGAAAUACCGCUUCUGGUGCAGCUAUCGAAAGACUACGGUUUUCUCUCCAAAAAUGAGAAGAAGUGGCAGGAGCUGCGGAGGUUCACGCUCAGCACCCUGCGGGACUUUGGGAUGGGGAAGAGCUCCAUGUCGCAGCGGGUGCAGAUGGAGGCCCAGCACCUGGUGGAACUGCUCACAAAAUUCAAAGGAAACAUUUUUGAGCCAGUUACGAUGUUGAGACAUGCAGUUUCCAAUGUGAUCUGCUCUGUUGUCUUUGGGAGCCGUUACAGCUACAGCGACACGGCCUUUCUGGAGCUACUGAAAGUGAUCGGGAAUUACAACAGCUUUUUCCUCUCCCCCAUUGCUAUGGUCUACAACACUUUCCCCAACAUCAUGAACCAUCUCCCAGGGCCACACAGGAAAGUCCUGGCCGAGUGCGAGAAGCUGAAAGACUACAUCCGAGAAAGAGUCGAGCUUCACAAGCUCACGCUGGAUCCCAGCUGCCCCCGGGACUACAUUGACUGUUUCCUUAUAAAAGCGGAGAAGGAGAAGAGCAGCCCAGAGAACAUGUACAGCACUGAAGACUUGGUCAUGUCAGUAUUCAACCUCUUUGGUGCCGGGACACUGACUACUAGUAGUGCCUUGGUCUUCUUUCUCUUGACCCUGGCAAAAUACCCCCAUAUUCAAGCCAAGGUCCAAGAGGAGAUCGACGCGGUGGUGGGCACCAGUCGUGCUCCCAGCACAGAGGACAAGCUGAGGAUGCCGUACACCAACGCGGUGAUCCACGAGCUGCAGCGCUUCCACAAGACCCGCACUGAGAAUUUCCCACGGAUGACGACGCAGGACGUCAUGUUCAGAGGCCACAUCAUCCCCAAGGGCACGGCUGUUAUUCCAGUGUUUUCUUCCAUGCAUACGGAUCCAACCCAAUGGAAGAACCCCAAAGAAGUCGACCCAGGCCACUUCUUGGAUGAGAAGGGCAAGUUCAAGAAGCACAAAGCCUUCAUGGCUUUCUCGGCAGGGAAGCGGAUGUGCCCAGGAGAGGCUCUCGCCCGCAUCGAGCUCUUCCUUUUCCUCACCACACUCCUGCAGAGCUUCACCUUCCAGCUCGCCAUCGACUACAGGGAGACAGACUUAUUCUCCCUAUGGAUUGGGAUAGAGAGCAGGGCGAUACCCGGCAAUUUCUUUGCCAUUCGGCGCCCGGUAUCCUGUGAGGCAGAGAGCAGCGGGGAGAAGGAAGGGGUCUUCCAGGUGCCUCUGCUUCUUCUGAAAUCAGAGCAAGCCAUGCGACCAUGAAUGCUACAGCAGCAGCCACCAAGCAGGAGGGUUGCUUUGAGCUUUGAGCUUCUCCUCAGAGAACUGCCAGGCCUCUCUGCCACCAGCUCCAUGGGCAACCUGCUCCCAACCCUUCACCUCCACACCCCAGUAACACGAGGAAGACAGCACUGGUUUUCCUCCUCAUGUACCUAUCGGCUCUGACUGAGCCUGUAGCUCCUUGUGGCAGGGCUGCCUGGAGCUCGCCAAGCUGGGUGCUCCCUCCUUCUGGUGAGAGAUUAAGAGUGCUUCUGCAAUAAAAAUAACCAUCGUGGCUGGA
Molecule: messenger RNA, 1964 nt
Organism: Leptosomus discolor (cuckoo roller)
Lineage: Eukaryota; Metazoa; Chordata; Aves; Leptosomiformes; Leptosomidae
Product: cytochrome P450 2C5
Biological process (GO): epoxygenase P450 pathway; xenobiotic metabolic process
Cellular component (GO): intracellular membrane-bounded organelle; cytoplasm
Molecular function (GO): heme binding; oxidoreductase activity, acting on paired donors, with incorporation or reduction of molecular oxygen, reduced flavin or flavoprotein as one donor, and incorporation of one atom of oxygen; iron ion binding
Source: RefSeq, a predicted model, not a curated record